Messenger RNA from Westerdykella ornata, 3055 nucleotides. RefSeq lists its product as uncharacterized. Lineage: Eukaryota; Fungi; Ascomycota; Dothideomycetes; Pleosporales; Sporormiaceae. Bases 23 to 2695 code for a protein of 890 amino acids. The transcript is spliced from 4 exons. The record is from RefSeq and is a predicted model, not a curated record.
ACGCCUGGCACAAUGCCAGUUCAUGCUCGCAACCCAGAGAAAGGUGCGUGAGUGUAUCACCGUUUCGUCAGGGCCGUUGCUACUUCCUCCAAUUGUGUACCUCUCCGACGACGAUGAUGACUCCCCUUCUCGCCAACUAGUUGCUGAAUCCAAAUCACCACUCCUCCAGCAGACCAGAGGCUCGCUCGAGCGGGGCGCCGAGCUACUCAAUGCCGCUCGUGUUCAUAAACCGACAGAAUUGGCCCCUUCGCAGCCUAAUGAUAAGACACAUGCCUUGCCAAUCCGUAGUCCGAAGACUGUGCCCCAGGAGAACUUGACCAGCGGCAAACUGACGCGACCACGUAUACAAAAGGCGGAUUUGUCGAGAAUAGGCGGAUCGGGUGCGAGGAGAAGGGAUGUGUACGAAUUGCCCGAGUCGCCUGAAAAGAAAGCCGUACCAGUCCAGACGACAAAAGAGCCUGAGAAUCAGAAGAGGAAGAAGGGGAGGCCGCGGAAGCAGACGAAUAACAGCAGGCCCCCUGUGCCCACCAGCUAUGCAUCUCCCGAACCGAAACAUCCAAGCUCUCCUGUACCGGAAGGUCCCGAAAUCAAGAAGAAAAAGAGAGGCAGACCACGAAAAUCUACGAAUGUGAGCCUUCUACCAGCGCCCGGGCCCCUUUCCCCCGGAGUUCCGGCCUCUCCCACUCCCUCUGCACUAGAGACCCACCACGCUGAAGAGGAGGGCAGCGACGAAGCGGUGCCAAAGGCAUAUGCCCUAUCUGACUCAUCGGAGGAGCAGCAUCCAAUGCGCAAAAGUGGAAGCUUGGCAGGCGAGCACCCUGAUCUCUUAGCAAUCGACUGGGCGAAACAGCCCGAGAGUAUUGUUUGCCGGUCGUCUGAUAGCUUAGCUUCUGCCUCUAAGCGGAAAGCUCCAUCAUCUGAAGCGGAGGUUGCAAGACCAAGCAAAUCUUCUAGGAGAGGAUCGAGGCUGAGGAAGGAAGGGGAAACCUUGGGGGCUCACAAUGGCCGAGUAGCAUCGCAUCCGAAGGUCGUCAUAUCAGUUCCGCGAGCAGCAGCUAAAAGUCGCAAAGCGCGAUCACCCUCGUUAAAUAAGUCCGUUGGCACCGAAUGCAUACCCAUGCAAUUGCUUGAAAAUGUUCCGAACGGUGCCGAUGCUACGCUUGGUUUGAUUGAAGAGACUCCAGUACAAGGCGAUGAUCAAAUCAGUGCAGAUGAAAGGCUGGGUCGUCGUCCUUCUCCUCCUUCCACGAUACAAAGGCGGCGAGGUGGACGCCAGGUGGAAGUUGUGCAGGGCCAACCAAAGCGCUUUCGUCAGGAGCGCUCUCGGCCCAUACCACCAUCCAGGCAUAGACGAGAUGAAGACGCUGUGGAGAGUCUGGACGUUGGAACAGGUAUAACUGAGUCAAUAUCGGGUAGCAUGGUACCUAAAAACUCUCGUAGCACAAAGAAUAGUGGGAACUUGCCAAAAAGGUCGAGACGUCAUGCGGCUGAAGCCGAAGAGACGGUGGCAACGAUCCAGGAAAUCCAGCAAGAUAUUCUGUCUAGCGUGGAACAUGAACAGGACGAUGAUUACCUCGAAGCUGAAGCAGAUGGCACCGAAAAAGAGGAAACCCCUGCCUCCCUUCAUGCCGGUUUGACUGAUCUGGACAUUGUCUUCAAGUUCGUAGACUCUGAAGAGCGGGAAGGAUCGUGCCAGACCAAGCAUGCCAAACGCAUCAAGGCCCUCUGCUCCGAAGUCCUCGAUAGCCUGCGUGAUCCAGACAUAACAAUGGAAGCCGUCGAAGAAGCAUGCGCUAGGGUGCGCGCCGGCCUGGAAAAACUCCACAGCCUCCAACAGCCCGACUCUCGGCGACUUUUUAAGGAAGAUGCAUUUGCGUACUUAUUCUGGGAACUUGCUCGUGUCCUGGAGGCAAUCUACGACUUGUGCCGGGACCAGUUUGGCGAUCCGAUGACCUCCCUCUACGCACUUAGGAUUAUUGUAUCUCUGAUGAAAGACAUACUCUCAUUCAAAGACACAAUCUCCUCCUGGAAUGUCAAAGUGGCCCAACGCUACAGUGGAGACCGCAUCAUCAAGGACGUAGAUCAGAACUUCAUAGCACCCCUUCGCCGCUUAGCAGGAGAACACAGCUACGCCUUAGCACACCUAGAACGCGCUGAGGCAGUCCGGAACGCGCAAGAGGCCGCCCGCGCCCGCCGGAAGCGGGAAGAAGAGGCCAGAGCUCGCAAAGCUGCCUAUGCCGAAGAUCUUCGACGCCGGCGAGAACGCUGGCGAAAGCUACACAUUCGCAGGAUGCAGUGCGAGCCCAGUAUGGAUAAACAGAGGAGGAUGCAUUUGAGUUAUCUAUCGUUUGAGAAUUUGGAGGAAAGGGACUCCAACGGGGUGCCGUUCCAGAGGGAGGAGGUCUUCGAGCAUCGCCCCAUCCCGCAUGCUUUCAAGCAACUGCAGGCCAAGAGGAGGCCGUGGACGGAGGCCGAGAUGGAGGCUUUGCUUGAAGGGUUGGAAAAGUAUGCCGGUCCCUCGGUUUUCGAAUCGAUUUUUCAGAAGUACUGCCGACCCGGUGGUCCCCUGCGCGACUUCAACGUGAUGGAGAUUACGGCGGAAGCCGAGCGCCAUCGAACCGCCCUAUUGGAGCAGUUUGCGGAUAACGGAUGGGGAGUGCCCGAGUGGAUCAAGAUGAUUCCCGUGUUACCUUGAUGCAUAGGGUGUGGGCUUCUCUAGUGAAGGGUUAAGGCUUGGUUAUGGAUGAUACCCCUGUUUAUGCAAUUCAACGACGCGAAUUGGACUGGAAUCUGGCGAAUGCAUUGUCUUCAGUUGGUCUUCAUGUGCUGCCGUCUUCCUGUGCUAUCCGGUGAAACCUUUCCAACGUCCCGCAGUGUUGGAGCUUGGAACUGCACAAUUGGAUAUCCUUGUUAUAGUAUCAAACUAGGAGAAUAUCAUAACAGAAUGCUGCUCGGAUCGUCCUCGUCGCAUCCUCCCGCACGAUAUAACCCUCCUAAGGGAACACGGAAAUCGGAUGAGUAAACGGUCAAGCACUGGCAUUUUAUCUAUGUACAG